AUGGCGUCCUGCCUCAUGGUUGGGUUGACCCUGGCACUCCUGGGCCCGGGCUUGGCUUCUGGCGCCGAGAGCUGCAGCUCCACAGCGGGGUCGCUGAUGCUGCAAGCCAGGCGAGGUCUCCACAAACACGCGGUGAGCGAGGUGGUGACGGCGUCCAUGGGCCUUUGGACCGACGAUGCCUCGGCUUUCCAAGGUGGCUCCUGCGAAUACGCCAGCGCAUCGCAAGGUGGUCUUGAGUCGCCGUCGGCCACAAGCAAAUACCUGGAAUCCCGGGCUGUUUGCCUGGCCAACCCUGCGAUCUACGGCGGCGGAGUCGCCUGUGGCUCCUGCUGGAAGGCUGAGCGAGAGGGUCAGGGCAGCAUGGUGGUGCAGAUCAUCGGGUCUCAUGGAGGCUCCAACAACUUGGACUGCUUCUCCGACGCCUUCCGCACCAUCGCCGGUGCGGACGGCGGCACUUUCGAGGUCCGCCUUGAGCCCGUCGAGUGUGAGGUGAAUGGCGCAGGGCCAGUGGCGACCAUCGUGGAUGGGGACAACGCCUGGUACACACGAGCCAUCUUCUCCAACUUGCCUCAUUCCGUCCUGGCUGCCUGGAUAUCCGUGGAUGGGAAAGCGACGGAGAUGCGUCGUGUAUCGGGAGCGACUUGGGAGGCCAACCUCGGAGGUGGUGGCUCUGUUGUUGGUUUCAAGGUGAGCCUGGAGGGCGGAACGGAAAUGGCCUUCCGCGACUGCUUCAGCUCGUGGCCUGUGGCGAAAGGAAGGGACGACUGCCGCGAUGCCGGCUGCUGUCAGCAAGCCGGGCAGACCUGCUAUGAGAAGGAUGCCUUCUUUGCGGCCUGCCGCAGCAGUUGCGUGCCCGGCAGCGUGAACCCCAGGGACCCGGAAGAGUUCCGAACGCCCUGGACAUGCGAGAUUGUCGGACCCUCGGGUGCCUUCCGCACUUCAGAAGUCGGCUCCAGCAAGGACCGCCUCUUUGAGUUUGUUCGGGUGCUGACCAAUCAGCCCGUUUCAGGCUCCAAGGCUCGCGCAGUGCAAUCUUCUGGCGGAGCAGCUGGGGGCAUCGUGUCCGAGAGUCAGGGCUAUGGCCUCCUCCUUGCAGGGACGCUGCUGGCUGCCAUGGACUCUGAUUCGGAUUUUGGCCGCGUCUCCGAGCUUACCUACGAGCUUUUCCUCGGAUGGCGCCGCAUGUGCGAGCUGAGCGCAGCGGGCGGCAGCUGUCAGGACGAUGAGGGUUUCCAGUGUGGCGGUGGCCAAUACCCGUGCCUCCCACAUUGGAAGUUCGGCGAGGAUUUGACCCAGGUCGUCGGAAAGGGAGCUGCGCCAGAUGGGGACGUCGACGCCUUGUUGGGCAUGUUGUUGGCUGUGUUGGCUCUGGAAGGCACAAGCCGCGAGCCGGCCUGGCUCGGCGAGGUGGGCCAGUGGGCCUACGACACCUGCAAGCAGUUUUAUCUCAGCUCCACCGUGGCCUCCCCAAGUGGCCAGACGCAAGGGCAGAACCCCAGCUACCACGCGCCCGGUGUCUACCGGCUCUGCCGGGACUACAUGGCCUCUCACGAUGAGAAAUACGGCGGGUCCUCCACGGAGGGCGAUGGCUUUGCAAGAGAUUGGGAGACGCUCAUCGCCACGAGCUACAAGAUGCUUGCGGCCACGCAGUGCCCUUCGACGGGAUUGGUCCCGAACUGGGCUCAGAUCUUCGAAGAUGGACGCCGACUCCGGGCUCAGACGGGCUUCAGCGGCAGCGGCACGCCGGGUGCGGAGUUCGGCGCCGAGGCGUCGCGGACCAUCUGGCGAGUGGUGGUGGACUUCCUGCUGUAUCCUUCCGAGGCGCGCCCAGCCGCCGACUUCCUGAGUCCGGUUGCCAAGCACUUGGGGAAGAAGGAGAACUCUGGGCGAUGGGCGUCUUCCCUGGAUGUGGAUGGCGCUUGCCUGGUGGAGACCAUCCACCCAGGAUGGCAGGUUAACAUGUUCAUGGCGGCGCCCACCUUCGCCAGCCUCGUCUGCCCAGCGGAGCUCGAGGGCGGCAGACAGCAGGAGCUUCUGGACUCGGCCGGCAGGCUCUUGGCCAGCAAGCGCAUCCGGGACUACUACUCCGGCAGCUGGGUGGCCAUCAGCACCAUGACUCUCAACGGCGACCUGGCCAAAGCAGCCGCCAAUGCUAAGAUCGGUUCGGCAGCACGCUCCGCCUCGGCGCCCGUGAAGAUGCGAAGACGCGAAGGCUGCAAGCCUGCCAAGAUGUUGGAGUGUGCCUCAAAUGCUGCGCCUGUCGCUGCGUGGCGCGCGCUUUUCCUCGACCUGGCACCUCAGAUGGUCUACAUUGCCGGCGAGGAGAUGUCGCGGUACACCAUGGAGCUGAUCAUGAAGAAGUGGGUGGAGCCAUCAAUUGACACCUCCAAGUGGGAGUUCUACGACCUUAGCUGUAAGGCACGCGACCAGACGAACGACCAAGUCCUCAAGGACGCUGUGGCGGCCGGUGCUCGCAUCGGCUCGAUCUUCAAAGAGCCCACCAUCACCCCGACCAAGGAGCAGAUGGCAGAAAUGGGUCUAAGCAGAGCGCUUGGCUCUCCCAACGGUGCCAUGCGAAGAGGAUGGAACGGCAUCACCAUCUCGCGGGACACGAUCCACAUUCCCGGCAUUGAGCUGGGGUUCAAGCGUCCCGUCCUUUUCGAGCGGCAUGCAGUCGGCGGUGAGUACGGUGCCGGCUGGAAGAAGGUUGGCAAAGGCCGCCUGCUCACGACUUUCUUUCCCGAGAACAUGGACGAGGCCAAGCCGACGAUUGUGGAUGGGAGGGAGCUCAAGGAUGAUCGAAGUGUGUGCGUGGUCUACGACAACCCAUUGGACAAUGUCGAGGACCUCGCCCACGUCUUCUUUCAGAGAUGUUUGGAAGCAAAGGUAGUGCCAUACGUCGUGACCAAGAAGACCGUCUUCAAGUGGCAGGAAGGCUUUUGGCAGAUCAUGCGGGAUGUCUUCGAUUCCGAGUACAAGGCAGCUUUUCUGUCCGCCGGUCUCUUGGACAAGACAGGAGGAGAACUGCAGCACCUGAUUAGCGAUGCUGCAACAAUGCAGAUCAUUCGAUGGACCGACGGCGGGUUCGGCAUGGCCUGUCACAAUUACGACGGCGACAUGCUCACAGACGAGGUGGCGCAGGUGCAUCGAAGCCCGGGCUUCAUCACGUCGAAUCUCAUUGGGAAGCGAGAGGACGGAGCCUUGAUUAAGGAGUUCGAGGCCUCCCACGGCACGGUGGCGGACCUCUGGCACGCCCACUUGCGUGGUGAAGAGACAUCCAUGAAUCCACUGGGUAUGGUGGUCGCCCUCUUCGGGGCGAUGGACCAUGCUGCAGUCCUGGAGAACGACCCGAAGAUUCUCGAAGUGACCCAAAGAUUUACAGGGUGUGCGCGAGCGGCCGUCUACGCUGCCUUCCGUGACGGGCGAGGAACCCGGGACAUGGUGGGUCCCGCUGGAUUGACUACAGAAAAGUUUGUCGAUUCUGUGGCCGAAGACAUAUCCAGGCGGCUAGUGUCGCCAGAUGGGACAGAGCUUGCGCCAAAAGCGGAAGCUGCAGCAGAGCCGCAGAAGGUGUCGAGGAAGUACAGGCGGAACUACAAGGUCGACGAGAAGGCCAUGCAAGACAUGUUCAACCGCUUCGACACGGACUCCAGCGGCAAAAUUGACUUCGAGGAGUUCGUUGAACUUGCCUUGGAGCUGGGAAUUGCUCCACUGGAGGCGGAAGCGGUCAAGGCAGAAAUGGAGCAUCAAGAGCACAAGGACGUGCAAAGACAAAGGAGCGGCGCAAGCGUCACGGCAGCAGCCUCUCAACUGCAGACAGGGUUCGCGCGAGAAGAGGGUGAAGCAUGGCAGGCAAACUACCUCCCGGCGCAUUGUGCCAACACAUUCGACCUGUUUGAUGCGCGAUGGUUCGACACCACGCUCCUUGCUGCCGAACGCGAACUCCGCGUAGCAAGAGCAGCAGGGUUCUCGGCCUUGCGUGUCUUGCUACACGAAGAACUCUUUUUCAGAGAUGGGGCAGAUUUCCUCGACGACGUGUCAAAGCUGCUCGAUGUGUUCCGCAGACAAGGCAUGUCGACCAUGCUCGUGCUUUUCGAUGCCUGCUGGCGACCAGAUUCGGGAGAGCCAGGAGAAGACCUGUACAUACCCGGGGUUCACAACAGUGCGUCGGUCCAGUGUCCGACUCACACCGUUCUCAGGGCAUUUGGCCAAGGAGAAGCAUGGGCAAAGAACCGUUUGCAUCAAUACGUAACUGCUGUGGUUGGUCGCUUCGCGACGGAUCCUCGUGUGGCGAUCUGGGAUAUCUACAAUGAGCCCACUAUGCGACAGAGUGAACACUUGAUCUUGCCAAGACUGGCUGCCAUCAACGGAUGGGCUGCUGGAAGAUACCCCGAACACUGGCUUUUGGACGGUCCCAAGCUCAACACCAUCUUGCCCUUGGUCAGACAGGCCUUUGAAUGGGCCAGAGAAGUUAACCCGGUGCAGCCGCUCACCACGGCAGUGUGGGAUUUCCCGAACAGCGAAGACGACGAGGACGUGAAAGAGUACAAGGCCGCAGUCAACAACGAGAUGGUAGAUCUGAGCGACAUCAUCUCAAUCCAUUGCUACUGCUCUCCUGAUGAGCUGGAGCAGCACAUCAGCGAGCUGGCGGCCAAAGGAAGGGGGCCGGUGCUGGUUACUGAGUUCAUGGCACGGCCACGGAACUCGACGCUGACCAACAGCCUCCCAGUCCUACGUCAGCAGGGCGCCUGGGGGUACACCUGGGGCCUCUUCCAGGGCCGAUCCAACACACAUGUGCCCUGGAACACGUGGUUAGACGCCGAGCUGGGCAUGGAAGGCCCCUGGUUUCACGAUGUCUUCUACGGGAAUGGCACGGCAUACAGCGAGGAGGAGCUGAAGGAAAUCUGGUGGAACACUAUCGGAAGCCAAUUGCGGCUCUGA
This is a messenger RNA of Symbiodinium sp. CCMP2592, 4941 nucleotides long. Lineage: Eukaryota; Dinophyceae; Suessiales; Symbiodiniaceae. The record is from the annotation of a GenBank genome assembly.